CUCGCCCCAAAAAGAGGCAGAGAAGCCUCCGACAGUCCGGUCCGAAGUCCCCUCACUAAACCCGACAUUAGAUCUGUCAGAGCGGAAGGGCUGCAUGGACGAACCCGGCGAUAAUAGCCGUGUUUUGAUGCGAUUUAUGGCCAUGAAGGAUUCCAGAAGCUUAGCGGACCUCCAAUUACCCAAGCUCCUGAGCUGGAUUGUUUGUUAGAGAAACAGCGGGGACAGGAGAAGGGGUGUGCAUGUUACUCGGCGGGCUUCAUUUCGUCGAUGCCGGAGAGCUGGAGCUGGAUGACAUGAUGCUGCAGAGCCCGCUCACCUCCACGCCGUUUUCCGUCAAGGAUAUCCUCAAGCUGGAGCAGCAGCAGCAGCAGUCGGGCUCCCUGGAGCUCCAGCACCGGGUCCACAGUCAGCAGCACUUGACUCGCUCUCCUUCCCAGCAGGAGCAGCAGCUGCAGCAGCAGCAUUUCCAAAGCCCACCGUCCUGCAUGCUGGCCGGGCCUCGGGACAGCCCGUCCUUCUCGGACGGAGAGGACAACCUGGCUUAUCUCAGCGCGCUGGCGGUGCGCGAAGAGGAGCGCGCAGAUCCGAGCCUCUCCCCGAGCAUGUACGUCCAUCCUGGGCUGCAGGGAGCCAAGCUGGAGGCCGCAGAGCUGGAGGCGCAGGAGAGCAAGAGCUGCGGGUUGGUGUCCCAGGAGGAGGCGGUGGAGGGCGGCCUAGUUGAGUCGGAGAGGCCGGUGCAGAAGCAGAGAAGCCGGCGGAGACCCCGGGUUCUCUUCUCCCAGGCGCAGGUCUUCGAGUUGGAGCGACGCUUCAAGCAGCAGCGCUACCUGUCCGCCCCGGAACGGGAGCACCUGGCCUCCACCCUGAAGCUCACCUCCAACCAGGUGAAGAUCUGGUUCCAGAACCGCCGCUACAAAUGCAAGCGCCAGCGGCAGGACAAGUCUCUGGAAGCGGCCGGGCAGCAGCACCACCCGCCCCCGCCGCGGCGCGUCGCCGUGCCGGUGCUGGUUAGAGACGGGAAGCCGUGUCUGGGCGGCGCACAGAGCUACGCCGCGGCUGCUGCCGCUGCGCCAUACGGCUCCAACCCGUACAGCUAUAACGGAUACCCGGCUUACACCUACAGCAGCCCGGCUUAUAACAGUAACUACAGCUGCUCUUAUACCAGCAUCCCCGCCCUGCCGCCGUCAGGGACCCAGAACGCCUUCAUGAACAUGAACUUGGGAAACGUGAGCGGCCUCGGUGGCUCCCCGCAAGCCCAAACACAUCAAGGGACAGCGGUCACAUCCUGUCAGGGCUCCCUGCAGGGGAUCCGUGCCUGGUAGCCUCCCAGAACAAAACAAGUGUCCUUCUUUUUUAAACAAACUUUUCAUUUUUUCAUUUUUCUUUCCUUUUUUUAUCAAUUUGGUGCAAAACAUCUAAGCAGCAGUGUUUUCUAGAGAUCAUCGACUCAUCUGUAGAUUAAAAACAACUGUUUAAAUUGAAGCUUUAUAUCACUAAAAGGUGAUUUUUUUAUUAUUAUUAUUAAUAUUUUUCUGCUCCAUGAAUGUUUGGGGGCAAUGCGCGCACACCAUGCGCUUUUCUUAUCAAACCUCGGACAUAUUUUUAAAUAUUUGCUAUUAAAGAUUAACUUUUUUUUUUUUUUUUAGAGAGAGAAAAGAAAGUGUUUUUGGUUCAACAGAGAAUUGUUAGUCUAUUUACAUUUAUUCAAAUAAAGUAUUA
Messenger RNA from Cyprinodon variegatus (sheepshead minnow), 1719 nucleotides. RefSeq names its product homeobox protein Nkx-2.5-like. Lineage: Eukaryota; Metazoa; Chordata; Actinopteri; Cyprinodontiformes; Cyprinodontidae. The coding region runs from base 240 to 1322 and encodes 360 amino acids. Gene Ontology annotation, molecular function: DNA-binding transcription factor activity, RNA polymerase II-specific; RNA polymerase II cis-regulatory region sequence-specific DNA binding. The transcript has 2 exons. Gene Ontology annotation, cellular component: nucleus. Gene Ontology annotation, biological process: cell differentiation; regulation of transcription by RNA polymerase II. The record is from RefSeq and is a predicted model, not a curated record.